ACGUACAAUAUUUUCUAGGGUUGCAAAAUCCAUCCCCCGUGAAAAUGUUGAAACAGAAGUUCUGCCGACAUGAAACACAAUCAUCGAACCCAAUCCCAGUUGAUCUGCUCAUGGAUGUACUCUCUCUGGUUCCGGCAAAGACCAUAGCUAGGUUUCGUUGCGUAUCAAAAUCCUGGGCAUCCAUAUUUCGCCGUGAAGAUUUCACUGAGCUGUUUCUGACAAAGUCUAGCACUCGUCCACGUCUCCUUUUCACCUUCAAAGUUGAUGGUAAGUUGUGUCUCUACUCUACACUUCAGCCUCAUAAUCCAGACGAUAACUCUUCCCUUGUAGCCGCCCCUUAUACGUCUUUUCCCAAACAAGUUGCAACUUCCACAAGUACACCGGUUUGUGGACUGUUCCUGCUUCAGGAACGGAGAAAAAAAAAGGUACGGGUGGUCUGUAACCCUGCCACGGGAGAGUUUCUAACCUUGCCCAAAGUGCUUCUGAGAGAAAAGAAUUUACUUGCUAAGGACACAGAAGCGAGAGACAAGAUUGUGGGAAUGUAUCUAGGCUACGAUCCAAAGCGUAAACAGUUCAAAGUGUUGUGUAUGACUAGGACCUCUUCACCUUAUGAAGUUAGAGAUAAUACUCAUCAGGUUUUGACACUGGGGCCUGGAAAGCGUUUUUGGAGACCGGUCGAACGCAAAUUCCAUUUUGAGGAGAACUUUAUAAUAUGGCGUGAACUAUGCAUAAACGGUGUUUUAUAUUUCGGAACUGGCCGGUGCAGUUAUUAUUCUUCUGAGAUAGUUUGCUUCAACGUUGGGUCUGAGAAGUUCAGCUUUAUCAACACGAACGAAGAAAUGAGGUAUUCUAAUACUUGUUCUUCUUUGACUUUGUUCAACUACAAAGAUAGAUUAGGUGUACAUCGUCGGGAGGAUACUUAUCAAACCAGGAUUGUGUUUUGGGUUAUAGAAGAUGCUGAAAAUCAUAAAUGGUUCAAGCAUAUCUACGAACUGUCUUCUUUGGGGAAGAACAUGAUCACAGGUACCAGGUUUGUAGGAAUGACUAGUACAGGUGAAUUUGUGUGGGGGUCGCCGGGAAACCAUGAACAUUCUCUUUACCUAAUCUUCUACAAUUUGGAAGGUGAAACUUUUACAAAUGUCAAUGUUCAGGGGAUUCAAGAGUUGACGCAUCAGUAUAGAUUUAUUGAUACCUAUGUAGAUUAUGUGGAGAAUAUGAAGUGGCUUAUGUAACUUUGUCCAAUGCUUUCAUAUCCCUUUAUUAUUACUUGAGACUCUGUGUUGUGGGUUCUAGGAGAUGCUGCAAGCCAUAAAUGGUCUACGCAAAAAGUCAGAGAGCCAUAUGUUCAUGGCUUUCCAACAUAUGACUUGGAGCCUUUUCUUUUGGAUUUCAAUAAAUGUGUUUUAUGAGCA
Molecule: messenger RNA, 1412 nt
Organism: Raphanus sativus (radish)
Lineage: Eukaryota; Viridiplantae; Streptophyta; Magnoliopsida; Brassicales; Brassicaceae
Product: putative F-box protein At1g53360
Exons: 1
Coding region: 45-1232 (395 amino acids)
Molecular function (GO): protein binding
Source: RefSeq, a predicted model, not a curated record